Messenger RNA from Rhododendron vialii, 3292 nucleotides. Its product is annotated as protein AGENET DOMAIN (AGD)-CONTAINING P1-like. Lineage: Eukaryota; Viridiplantae; Streptophyta; Magnoliopsida; Ericales; Ericaceae. The record is from RefSeq and is a predicted model, not a curated record. Bases 693 to 2669 code for a protein of 658 amino acids. The transcript is spliced from 6 exons.
UUGAGAUGCACUUGAGUGGGAGAGAAAAAGAAUCAAAACCUUGAACCUGCAAGUAUUCUUGCAGAGAGAGAAAGAGCCAAGAAAAUGGAAUGGUACUGUGGUCCUCAUAUGUUUCCUAGUAUAUGCAUGGGUACCACCCCACUCUCAUUCAAUUUCCAUCAGACCAAACAAAGAAUAAUAAAAACUGUCUUUCUGUCCACAUUAUAUAUCUCCCCAAAGGCCAAACGCAUCGCACACAACCUAGCACAAUAUGUCAUUCGGUAUCCAACAGCAGCGGAGGCCCACAAAUACAAUCACAUGAUUCGGUGACUACCUGCCAAGGACGGAGCCAGUCGAAUACAAGUUGCGUUAAGAAGCCUAGACUUUACAAUCCUACAGUUUCAAAUUUUUAACCUCGCUAUUCAAGAAUCCUAGCUCCGGCCCUAAUCCUUGCAUGCCCUCUUUAUUUUGUGGUAUGAAUAGCUCCCACCCUCUGAAUUGCAUCUUGAACUGUCAAACAAAUAACCUUUCAUUUCUACCAUGGAGUUCUCAAUUUUACCACUUGUGGGCCUUCCAGCACAGGUGAAAUAUUCCCAUCAUUCCUUCCAAGGGAUAGAUCAUCCAUUGAGGCUAUUCAUAAAUUGGAAAGAAGAGUGAGAAGGUCGAAGAGGAAGAUUAGCAAGAAAAAACCUGAAUCCUAGAAAAAAGAAACAAUGUGGCAACAACACUUGGGAGACACAGUCGAAGUACUCACCAAAAGCAACGACGACUCCACUUACUGCUACUACGCCGCUACCGUUCUCCGAUCACCAACGAAGAACAAGAAGAAGAAGAACACUCUCUACGUCGAGUACCAGACGAUGAAAGUCCCCGACGCAGAUGGAUCAUCGAGACCGCUCAGGGAGCACAUCGACACGAGCAGGGUGAGGCCUCCACCGCCGCAGGCAGCGGAGACUAGACGGGGCUUCGGUUUGUGUGAAAAUGUGGACGCGUUCGAUGGGAAUAGAUGGAAGGUAGGAAGUGUUGUUGGUAUAUUGAUGAAUUCUAAGUACUUGGUGGUGUUUGGUGAUAAGGAGGAACAGGUUGAGUUUGAAGGGAGCAAUUUGCGGGUUCAUAGGGAUUGGAAUGACGGUUUUUGGACCCCUCCUCUCGAAGAAAUGACAAAAUCAUCUCAGUUGGAAAUAAAACCCGAACGGGUGAAGCUAAGGAUAAAGUAUGGUGGAGGAGCAUCGGAUGCAAAAUUCAGUAAGGGAAAAAUGGUGGAGGUGAGAAGCGACGAAGAGGGUUUCCAGGGUUCUUGGUACACUGCAGUUGUUGUUGAUUCAGUAGCGAAUGACAAGUUUUUGGUGCAAUACCAGACACUGAAGACAGACGAUGAAACUGAACUCCUCAAAGAAUAUUUAGAUGCUUCUUACAUUAGGCCAUGCCCCCCUGAGAUUCCACAGAUAGGCUAUUUUGAACAGUUUCAAGAAGUUGAUGCUUGGUAUAACGAUGGCUGGUGGGUGGGUCGUAUCUUCAAAGUUCUUGAUGAUUACAGGUACGUAGUGUAUUUUGGGUGCACAAACGAUGAGAUGACAGUUGAACAUUCUAAAUUGAGGCCUCAUCAAAUGUGGAUUGAUGGUAGAUGGAUUGCUGCUUCCAUGGUACGACUGCCACCUUCAUCCGAGUUGGAAUUGAAGUCUGAAGAGAGAGAAGUGAAAAUCAGGAAGAUAAAGUAUUGUGAAACAAUGCCAGAGGCAAUAUUCAGCAAUGGGACUUUGGUAGAGAUCAAAAGUGAUGAAGAAGGUUACCAGGGUUCUUGGUACACUGCAGUCAUUGUUAGCUCAAUGGGGAAGGAUGAGUACUUCGUCGAAUACCAGACACUGAAAACUGAGGAUGAGACUGAACUCAUAAAAGAACAGGCAGAUGCUUUAUACAUGAGGCCGUGUCCCCCGGUGAUACAAAGGCUUGACCGCUUCAAACAUUUUGAGAAAGUAGAUGGUUGGUACAACGACGGAUGGUGGGUGGGUCUUAUAUCCAGAGUUCUUGAUGGCUUAACUUAUGCAGUCUAUUUCUGGACCAGUAAUGAGGAAUUAGAAUUUAAUCAUUUUGAUCUGAGGCCUCAUCAAGAAUGGAUUGGUGGAAAAUUUGUAGCUGAUUUCUUGCUUAAUAUGCAGAAAAAGUCAUCUGAGUUGCCUUUGAAGCCCAAACCAGGAAAAUUGAAGAGGCAUGAUGGUUUAAUAUCAUUGGAGACAAACUAUUUCACCAAGGGAAUGAAAGUAGAGGUCAGAAGUGAUGAAGCAGGAUACUCAAAUUCUUGGUACCCGGCUAUCAUCAUAGCCUCUAAAGGGACUGGAAAGUACUUGGUCGAAUACUUGACACUGAAAAGUGAUAGAGAAGCGGAACUACUGAAAAGUGACAGAGAAGUGGAACUCCUCAAGGAAGUGGCUGAUGCUCUGUGCAUAAGGCCAUGCCCUCCUGUAAUUCAGCGCUCUGAUCCUUUUGAACCCUUUGAAGACGUCGACGCUUGGUAUAAUGACGCGUGGUGGGUUGGUGGUGUUUGUCAUGUAAUUCAGAAUAAGGGUUCAGUAUAUGCUGUCUAUAUCAGAAGUACUAAUGAGGUAUUGGAAUUUCAACAUUCUGAUUUGAGGCCUCAUCGCAAUUGGGUUGACGGAAAAUGGGUUGUCCCUUUCCAGGGUCGGACUUUUUGAUAAUGAAACCAAGCGUGAAUGGAGUUAUCUGUGUCAGAAUGCAACCUUAUAUUGUAGAGAAUUUGUUCACCCAGAAUUGAAUCAAUCAUUAGUCACCUAUUGAUUAUACAGUUGAGUGAUAGGGAUUUGAAAGAAAAUAUAGGGGCAAUAUUUGACUUCUGUCCAACAAUCAGGAAACCUCCAUACCUAAAAUGAUAUGCCUUGUAUCUUGCAUAAAGGUUUUUAUUUUUUAAGUACUUACUUCUCGCUUUAUGAGACAUGUUAUUCUCUCACAAUACAUCACCUUUAAUUCAAAAAAUAAGUACUUAUAGCAUAACGGGGCCAAUGCUUGUAAAUAUUCAUGCUGACCAAUGAAAUAUCACAAACAACAUCAGUGUUCAGAGCCUUUUCCUUAUAUUGUUUCUUGUUGAUUAUAUUGCUAAUGGGUUAUCCCAGGAAUGAGAAAUUUUAUCACAGACCAUCACUACAAUCUGAUUUUGGAAACACCUUUAGCCCAAGAAAGGUAUUUUUUCUUAUUCUCUAAUUUCUCUCCAUACAUUGGUUUCAAUUUCCUAUUGUUCUUUUCAGAAACACAGGAAAUUGGUUGGCCAUGUAAUACGUUCAAGUAAAUGUGAUCAAAUUGA